UCUUCAACAACUGCAGCCACCUUGGUAGCUCGCUAGCCAACAAAUUCGGAACAUUCAAGUUCUUUAGAGAAUUUCGUGGUUUAUUUGCCACUAUGAUUUAAACAUACUUAUGUGGAAACAACUAGCUACCCCAUUUAAUUUAAUAUUUACGUUGUAAGUAGCUAGCUGGUUGGCUGGUUAAAUUAGCACUAGUCUAGUUGCUAAUGCUAACUAGCUAACAUCCCCGACCAUGAGCUUACUAAGCUACUCUCCUCCUGCUAAAGAAGAUGAGGCCUGCUGGACAGAGAAAGAAACUCUCGUGGAAGAGGAGGAUGUUACAAAACAAAAACAAGUAGAGGAUGAGACUGUUACAGUGAAAGAAGAAGAAGAAGAGAAAGACGUUUCAGUGAAAGAGGAGGAAGAUGCGUUCAGAGUGAAAGAGGAGGAAGAGGAUGUUACAGUAAAAGAAGAGGAGGCCGAGAAAGAGGAGGAUGCAGUUUAUGGAGUGAAAGAGGAGGAUGGGGAGAUGACCUUCACAUCCAUAAAGGAGGAGGAGGAAACUAGAUAUCUGGGCCCGGUUUCCCAAAGGCAUCUUAAGGCCAGUGGUUCUAACGAUGAAUUUAACCAUAAGGUGGUUUUUGGAAACCGGGGCCUGGUUAAUACUAGAGAGAGACUUGAUUAUCUCGGGUCCUCUGGGGAGACUACAGAAGAGAGACGUGACUAUUGUGGGUCCUCUGGGGAGUCUCAACAACAUCAUGAAGCUGACAAGGCAGAUCAGAGUCUCUCCAAAUCAGAACACCUCAUGAAACACCAAAAGAGACCCACCGGGAAGAAAUGUCAUUGCUGCUCUGACUGUGGGAAGAGAUUCAACUCUUCAGGAGACCUUAAAAUACAUCAAAGAAUUCACACUGGAGAGAAAUCUUUUGGCUGUGAUCAAUGUGGGAAGAGAUUUACUGAUUCGAGCAGCCUGAAAUCACACCAGAAAACACACACAGGAGAUAAAUCCUAUAGCUGUUAUCAAUGUGGGAAAAGUUGUACUACAUCUAGCCAUCUAAUUGUACACCAGAGAACACACACAGGAGAGAAACCUUUUAGCUGUGAUCAAUGUGGGAAGAAAUUUACUGUGUCAAACUCCUUGAUGGUGCACCAGAGAAUACACACAGGAAAGAAACCUUAUAGCUGUAGUCAAUGUGGGAAGAGUUUUACUCAACCAGAAAGCCUGAUUGUGCACCAGAGAAUACACACAGGAGAGAAACCUUAUAUCUGUUAUCAAUGUGGGAAAAGUUGUAGGACAUCCAGCCAUCUAAUUGUACACCAGAGAACACACACAGGAGAGAAACCUUUUAGCUGUCAUCAAUGUGGGAAGAGUUUUGGUACAUCUAGCCAUCUAAUUGUACACCACCGAACACACACAGGAGAGAAACCUUUUAGCUGUAGUCAAUGUGGGAAGAGUUUUAGUCAAUCUAGUGAUCUGACAGUGCACCAGAGAACACACACAGGAGAGAAACCUUAUAGCUGUGGUCAAUGUGGGAAGAGUUUUGUUCAAUCUGGCCAUCUGACAGUGCACCAGAGAACACACACAGGAGAGAAACCUUAUAGCUGUGGUCAAUGUGGGAAGAGUUUUAGUACAUCUGGGUAUCUGACUAUACACCAGAGAACACACACAGGGGGGGAAUUUUGUAGCUGUCAUAAAUGUGACAAGAAAUUCUCCGAUAAAAGACUUCUGAUCAAACAUCAGAAAAUACAUACAUGAAGCAAUUGUUUCAUGAAAUCAAUGAAAUAUCCCACCUAGCAAAAUGCAAUUGAAAAGACAUUGAAAAGAAGACUAUGGCCGAAGUCCAAAAUACGUUCGGUUUUAGUUGAAAGUUAAAAAUAUGUAUUUUCGGUGUUUUUUUUGAAUGACUUGAAAACGACUUAAUUUCAACGUACUUGCAGCCUAUACACAUGGACGCAGUAUGAUAAAUUAGUCUGUAAUCAAUUUUAUUAACAAUCUGACAUCACUCCAGUAUUUCUUUACAACAUUCAAAUGCUAAUUGUCUUUAUUCCACUACUGAAGAAACAAGACUCAAAUCACCUCAUCUUUCAAACAUUCAGCCUGACAAAAUAUACAUAUUUUAUUAUUCCGUGCCUCACCAUUAAGUGAAUUAUUGCCAAUACAUAUUAUCAAAGGGGUAGUACAUUUGGUUUUGAUAUAUUUACAUUUCUUGUAACAGUUAGUAAUCAUAAUUAUUUAUGCAACCAACUGACUAUUUUGGGUACAAUUAUAUUGACAUUGUUGCACUGCUUUUAGAAUAUCAGGGAUAAUUCUCAGAUGUGCCAACCCAAAUGUACUAGAGCAUGACAUUAGGGACUGGGCCCCCGAUCCUAUAACAUUACUAUUGAGUGAGCAAUGAAAAGAGAAAGAAGAUCCGCAGUGAGGGGAAAGUUACUACGGAUAUUAAGGAGCUAGUUCUAGAAGCUAGUGAGUUUUAGGAUUCUAUAGAAAGAAAAAGGAGAAAAUAUAUUAUUUUAUUAUGUUAUUUAGAAGUGUUUUUUCUUGUUUUUAAUUGUUUAUAUUGGUGAAGCAUUGUAGUUGAUUAUAAUGUGAAAUGGAAGUUGUUUUUUGUAUGUGGUGAGCAAACUUGUCCAACAAAAAUAUAGGAUUUAUUUGUUGUCUUAGGGGGAAGGUGUUCCAGGCUUUGGUUUUUCCAUUUACGUUUUGAGGUUGGACUUUAGCACGUGGGACGCACUGAUUGGUGUCACCUCUUUAGUCAGUAUGUGUUACACCUGUGCUGGCUUGUCCAUCUCGUUAGUGGGAAGAUGGGAAGGAGUGGGGGGACAGCCUGCCAGGCUUCCUCGAGGUCGAAAUGAGGGAUUUGGUGGAGGAUUUAGCGGGGAUGGGACGUUGUGUCUCCCCGCUACCUCCUUCACCAAAGAAGAAAGGGAUGAAGAGGGGGAGCUUGGCAGGAAGUGAG
Oncorhynchus masou masou (cherry salmon) is the source of this 2933-nucleotide messenger RNA. Its product is annotated as zinc finger protein OZF-like. The record is from RefSeq and is a predicted model, not a curated record. NCBI's taxonomy places the organism in Eukaryota, Metazoa, Chordata, Actinopteri, Salmoniformes, Salmonidae. The transcript is spliced from 2 exons. Bases 230 to 1732 code for a protein of 500 amino acids.